ACUCUUGGCCGUGUCGCCGGGGGAUCGGGAGCUCACAGGAGGCAUGAGUACCUGGGUCUUCUCCGCUCAGUCAAGGCUGAGGUCUCUUUUGAGGUUUCAAAUAGUACAGAAACAUCUGAUGUCUACUAAUGCUAGCCUGGAAAAGGAAGUGAUCUUGACGAAGUCUGGAUGUGCUGGAAUAAUCACAUUAAAUCGGCCAAAGGCCCUUAAUGCUCUGAACCUUUCCAUGAUUAGACAAAUAUACCCUCAGCUCAAGAAAUGGGAGCAAGACAAUGAAACUUCAUUGGUGAUUAUUAAAGGAGCUGGAGAAAAAGCUUUCUGUGCUGGUGGUGAUAUUAGAGCUGUUACGGAGGCAGGAAAAGUUGGAGACAGAUUAGCAGAAGAUUUCUUCAGGGAAGAGUAUAUGCUAAACAAUGCAAUCGGAAAUUGCCGGAUUCCAUAUGUAGCCCUUAUUGACGGAAUAACAAUGGGUGGGGGCGUCGGCUUGUCAGUGCAUGGACACUUCCGGGUUGCCACGGAGAAAACACUGUUUGCUAUGCCAGAGACAGCAAUAGGUCUGUUUCCAGAUGUAGGAGGAGGUUUCUUCUUGCCAAGACUGGAAGGGAAACUUGGAUUGUACCUUGCCUUAACAGGAUUUCGAAUUAAAGGACGAGAUGUGCAUCAAGCUGGGAUUGCUACUCAUUUUGUGAAAUCUGAGAAGAUCCCAGACCUGGAGAAAGAUUUAGUGUCUUUAAAAUCACCUUCAAAGGAAGACGUUGCAGAUUUGUUGAAUUCAUAUCAUUUCAAGUGCAAAGCUGAUCAUAAAUUUGUCUUGGCUGAGCACAUGGACAAGAUUAAUAGACUUUUUAAAACCAACAGUGUUGAAGAAAUUCUACAAAAUCUGAAGGAAGAUGGUAGUCCAUUUGCACUUCAAAAUUUAGAGACACUGAAGAAAAUGUCUCCCACGUCUAUGAAGAUUACUUUUCAACAGCUUCAAGAGGGAGCCACAAAGAAUCUGGCAGAAGUUUUAGUUAUGGAAUACAGAAUUAGCCAAUCUUGUAUGAGAGGCCAUGAUUUUUAUGAAGGUGUGCGUGCAGUUCUGAUCGACAAGGAUCAAUCCCCGAAAUGGAAGCCAGAAACUCUAGAAGAGGUGACAGAGGAGUAUCUGAAGAGUUGCUUUCAGUCACUUGGAAGCAAGGAACUCAAAUUGUAACGUUUAAGAAUUAUUUCAAGGGAAAUGGGCAUUAUUGGCAUUUGUUGCUGUUCCCUAAUUGCCUUGAGAACCUGAUGAUGAAAUGGAUAAAUAACUUGGGAAUUGAAAAAUAAUUUUAUGAAUGGGUUUGCAGUCUGUUUUUCUCUUCAAAUCUCAUGCAUUUAUCAAGGGAAAAUAUUGUAUUACAUAUAUAAUAAAU
Molecule: messenger RNA, 1391 nt
Organism: Hemiscyllium ocellatum (epaulette shark)
Lineage: Eukaryota; Metazoa; Chordata; Chondrichthyes; Orectolobiformes; Hemiscylliidae
Gene: hibch
Product: 3-hydroxyisobutyryl-CoA hydrolase
Exons: 14
Coding region: 44-1192 (382 amino acids)
Biological process (GO): L-valine catabolic process
Cellular component (GO): mitochondrion
Molecular function (GO): 3-hydroxyisobutyryl-CoA hydrolase activity
Source: RefSeq, a predicted model, not a curated record